Molecule: messenger RNA, 2088 nt
Organism: Gasterosteus aculeatus aculeatus (three-spined stickleback)
Lineage: Eukaryota; Metazoa; Chordata; Actinopteri; Perciformes; Gasterosteidae
Product: protein limb expression 1
Biological process (GO): autophagosome maturation
Cellular component (GO): cytoplasm
Source: RefSeq, a predicted model, not a curated record
UGCGGGGGUGACAACGGUGGUCCACUUAAAAAAAAAAAAAGAAACCCUGGUGGGAUGUUCACACAGGGGAGGAGGAUCUGGGGAGAAAAGGAGAGUAGAGGGGCUUUCAGAUUUUCUGUUUAUUCCCUAAAAUGUUCCCACCCUGAGCUGUAACGGCGGAGGCGUUUGGUCAUUUCUAGCGUCGUUUGUGCUGAUUUAAGGACUCAUUUUGAUCAGAAAAGUGUGCAGAUUGUAUUUGAGGCGGCUGUGGAAGUAAACACUGAAUGAAGAUGAGCGAAGUGGAGGAGAGCAUCAUGUCGUACCUGUCACAGAGGGAGGCCGACGCCAGCGCCGCAGACUUGAAUGUGGUGGCCAUGCUGCAUAACUUCUGGGAGCAGAGGCAGACAUGUCGGUCAAAUGGUUCCUCCAGUGAAUCAGACGCCUCUGCUGGAGACGUGGCCAUCCACCCGGAGAGCUCGCUGCUGUACGAGUCUGCAGCGUCCCCUGGUCCUCCGCAUGUCUGCUACGUCACGCUGCCAGGAGGAAGCUGCUUUGGUAACUACAAGGUGUGCGAGACUCAGGCAGCAGCUCGGCGGGAUGCGGCUCGCGUGGCUCUGAUGAACUCGCUUGUCAACGAGCUGCCGUGUCGACGCAUCGACUCUCAGUUCAUCGCUCAGAGUUUGCAGCAGGCGGCCUCGGACAGCGCCGUGAAUGUCGCCGUAGAAGAUGCUUGUGAUUCAAGCACCAGCAUUGGAACAUACGUGUUGCUGCUCCACUCCUACGAAGGAAGGACGAUGCUGGAGUUUCAGGAGAUGAUGACAAUUUUCCAGUUGCUGCAGUGGAACGGGACACUGAAGGCUCUGAGGGAAAGGCGAUGCUCUCGACAGAGUGUAAUUUCCUAUUACUCUCGGAGAGGACUUGAUGAGUACAUACGCAGCAGCAUGGCUCUGGAUUGGCUGGGACGGGAGCAAAGGUCACCAGGGCGGCUUGGGGAGGAGCUGCAGGUGGCGCAGAGGGAGCUGGUAUUGGCUCGCCGCCGAGGCAUUGAGCUGCGCUUCUACAAGGAAAAGACCGAGAUCCUCAGUUUGGCUCUGAGUCAAGCGUACAUUCACCACACACCCGAGGCCUUCUACGAGGCACCGGAUCCCACACACAAGCAGGAGCAACUUCCUUUACAAACAUUAUACAGCCAGGGUACAGAGGUCAAGAUAUACCCCACCCUGCAGUCCUUCAACAACCCUCCAUAAAAGCACAAAGCAAACGGUCCGUCAAACCUCUCUCAAACACUUCGCCUGCGAUCAGUCCUCCUCCGUGCUCACAAUAGACGUGUGUGCCUUGUCUUUGAAUAGAUCAAAGCAGAUGGUAGAGGAUGGAAAAUAAAACUGGUUUGCAUGAGAACAUAUCAACAUAUCAAGCAGUGCAACACUAACACUAACACAGUGUAACACUAUUUUGUGAUAUAGAAUUUAAACACAUGUGUAAUGUAUUUUGAACUUCAACCACUUGGAAGGCAGCGUACCAAUUAUUUCAAUUCAUUGCUAGAAGAUGUACAAGAAAUGUACAAAGAGCACUCUACAGCUUUGAUGUAUGUUCAAUUAUGUUGUCCUUUAAGAGUAUAUAAUAAUAGACAAUGUCCACCGUAACUUUAUAUGCAGGAAUUUUUACCUGUAUAUCAAGCUCAUGAACUGCCAGCAUUUAUCAGCAAUUUAGUACUUCUAACGGUGGCAUUCUUCGUUUCUCCUGCUCUGCGGAAUCCGGUCUAAAGGGAAAUUUCUGGCCGGGAUCAUUCAGGAUACUGAAAUGUUGCAUUACGUGUUGGCUGGAGGCUAUUAUUGAGUGACAUAGAGUUAUUGUUGUGACACACAUUUAUUUGCUAAUGUCAGAGAGCUAAAGAGCAGCUGGAUUGGAAAUACAAUCUGGUUUGUAUGAAAGAGAUUUAGAAGGCUGGUCACGCCAACCGCAGCUGUAAUUAUAACAGGCACCUGAUAUGUUCCUUUCGAUAUGAUGCACGCAGGCUUAGAACAUUUGAUUAUCUUUGGCUUGGUUUAGAGAUGAUUUAAAGGGAUUUUUCCAGGUUUCUUUUAUAAAUAAAUAUCUUUAUGACUUUGA